Limulus polyphemus (Atlantic horseshoe crab) is the source of this 3631-nucleotide messenger RNA. Its product is annotated as phosphorylase b kinase gamma catalytic chain, skeletal muscle/heart isoform-like. The transcript has 10 exons. Gene Ontology annotation, cellular component: phosphorylase kinase complex. The record is from RefSeq and is a predicted model, not a curated record. Gene Ontology annotation, biological process: glycogen biosynthetic process; protein phosphorylation. Gene Ontology annotation, molecular function: phosphorylase kinase activity; ATP binding; calmodulin binding. NCBI's taxonomy places the organism in Eukaryota, Metazoa, Arthropoda, Merostomata, Xiphosura, Limulidae. The annotation marks the transcript as partial.
UUGAACUUCAUGAUGUGUUUGAAUCGGCGACGUUUAUCUUUUUAGUAUUUGAAUUGUGUAAAAAUGGAGAACUGUUUGAUUAUCUGACGAAUGUGGUAGCACUUUCAGAAAAAAAGACAAAGGCCAUUAUGAAGCAGCUUUUGGAAGUAGUAGAUUUUAUACACUCUAAAAAUAUAGUUCAUCGAGAUCUUAAGCCGGAAAACAUUCUCUUGGAUGAUGACUUCAACAUCAAGCUUACGGACUUUGGGUUUGCCAAGGCAAUAAAACCUCAGGAGGGUCAGUUUGAGCUGUGUGGAACACCAGGUUAUCUGGCUCCUGAACUACUUAAGGCUUCGAUGUAUGAGGACGCAGAAGGCUACAAUAAAGAAGUAGACAUAUGGGCGUGUGGUGUCAUCAUGUACACCCUGUAAGUAUUAUGUUACAGGUUCUGGCACCGGAAGCAAAUGGUUAUGUUGAGGAACAUAAUGGAAGGAAAUUAUGAAUUCUGUAGUCCAGAAUGGGAUGAUAUAACAGAGCUCCCGAAAGAUCUAAUAAGAAAGAUGUUGGUUGUAACUCCUGAAAAGAGGUUAACAGCAUCAGAAGCUUUGAAACAUGAAUUCUUCCAGAUAGUAUUUGGAAUGCUGUGUGUACGAGCUAUGGUUCGUCUCAAGAGACUGAAGUUUACCCCCGAACCACUGUCUGUUGAUGUAGCAUGUAGCGACCCCUAUAGGAUUAAAACACUGAGAAAGGUUAUUGAUGGCUGUGCUUUUCGGGUGUACUGUCACUGGGUAAAGAGAGGUGAAGCCCAGAAUCGUGCAGCACUCUUUGAAAACCAUCCAAAAACAGAACUGAAACAGAUUUAUAAAAAUGCAUUGAAAUUUUCCAUGACAUAGUAAUGCCUCUAAUUUAGGUAUUCAAUAUAAUGACACGGUAAUUUAUCUGAUCUAGGUAUUCAAACUGCCAAGAAAAACUAAUAUGUGAUUGUGAGUAGACCCCACAGGACUCUCAGGAGAUAGAAAUUUUAACGUCCAAAGAUGGAGAUAGUGUAAAUAGUUUUGUUGUUUACUAGCAUGACGAAAUCUAGGCACUGUAUCUUUUCAUAAACUUUUAAUUUAUUGUAGUGUGUUAUUUUAGCAGGGAUGAUAAUUUUAUAGAGAUUUACAAAUCUGUGUUGUUAUUGUUUUUUUUAGGUGGGAAGCUGCUAAGAUACUUUUUGAGAUUAUUGUAAUUUUACAGAAAAUUUUAAUACGAUAACAUCUCUCUCUCUCUCUCUUUUAAAUUAAUCACGACUUGUUAUCAAAGGCUGAAAUUAAAUUGAAAAGCAAGAAAAAGCAACAACAAACGUUUUUGUUGUUUUCUUUUUGUGAAUCAAAUAAAAAAAAAACCUAAUAGUUGAAAUAACUUAUUUUUGUAACAAAGUAAUAUUUUGUUGCUGUUGCCAUAAAUAGGGCUGAUAGUUGUUGUGUUCAAUUUGACGAUCCUAGCAAAGGUUUUUUUAAACAAGAAAAUCUCAAACUUUCAAAUUCAGUGGGUAUAUUAUAUGCUUGGUCCCUUACGUAUAACCUUUGUGAAUUACAUACAGAAUAUGUUUGCAUAAAAUCAGUCAAUUAUUUUAUCAUACUUAGAGAAUGUGCCGCUAUCGUUUACUUCCGUAAAAUUCUCUUUUGGAACUUCGAGAAUUGGAAGCCAGGGGGUUUUAAUUUUUAUACUAUAACCGUUAAUAUACCAUCUCUAGUUUAUUGUUUUUAUCCCUGAAAAGAAAAAAAAAGUGUUACCUUUAUGAUUGAAUCUUUUCUGUGACAUUAUAACUUUUUUGAUUAUUGAAGUGUUUUCAAAAAUAUUGUGUAUGAUAUGUAGAAAUGAACAAGUUAUUAGUAUUAAUUCCCAGUCAGAGCAAGCUACUUACUUAGAGUAAAUCAACCUGGUAAUGAGUACAGCUAAUUAAAUAUACCUUUCUCACAAUGUUUCGUCAGUUUGAUAUUGUUGCUGUUGAUGAUAUUUUCGGCCAUAAACCCAAUAUCAUCUCACGAGAUUGAAGUUAGUCCUAAGUACUUAUAUUGAGCUAACAAUGCAAAACAACCUCUGUGAUAAAAGUAGUAAAAUUAGAUAUAUUAAAUAUUCUAACCAAUACUGUUAACGGAAGUAACAGUACAGAAAUAUUAGAAUAUAACUUACUUAUACUAAGUGUAUUGAUUAUUUAUCUGAUGUUACUGUUUGGACUUUUCAUAUUGGAAAAUAAACAAACCUGAUUUUUCUGUUAGACAAAAAACAAUUAAUUAUAUAUCCAAGGUUAAUUAGCAAACGUACACUGGCUUCUUUCUCCCCCGCGGUUAUUUGUUUCUAUGUUUUCUCUUUCUUGCUUUAGAUAAAUUCUGUAGUAGAACAUUAAUCUUCAUGCUCUUGUGUUUAUACCUGAUGUCUUGUAGAUUCUUGUUUAUGUUGGACUGUUGAUGUCUACAGAAACUUUUCUUCUGUUUUAUUUAAUAAUAGUUAGGUGUUAUUACAUUGAAUAUAGCUAUGAUGUAUAAAUGUUAAUAAAUUGUCUAUAGAACUCCUGUUAAGAUGUGUGUGUAACCUGUAUGCAUUUUUAUUUUAGAAAUUUAGGCUGUAAAAUGGUAGAAGUGGUUCAAAAUAAAUUGAUGGAAAACAAUGGGUUAAAGGAUUGACAAAAAAUGGUCUUGCCAUACAUAAUCGCCAUUUGCUCGAAGUCACGAACUAACUGACGACACCGAAGAUCGAAAUAUCUACUGGAAGAACUCAAAAUCAAACAAACUAUUUUGGAAACUCUGAAAGUCCCACGUUAUAUGAAACUGGUGAUAGUGUAGUAAAACAUUUACUUGAUAUAUGUUACAGAAGAACUUAACUGUACUUAUGAAAUAUAAUCUUCAAAAAUAGUCUUAACGACAUGUAGUAAAUCAUUACAAAAAAUGGUUGUACAUAAGAUCGUUUCUUUAAUGAUAUGUUUUCAACAUCAACUGCUUUCUUCCAGAAAUCAUGGUGGAACAUUGUACUUUGUGUAGAUGGGUGUAUUACAUUUUUAGACAAUCAUAAGUAUUCUAUUUAUUUAUUUAUUUAAAUAACUUAAAUUUAUAUGAUUGUAAUGAUAUGCUGUAUUUGGAAGAGUGAGUUUAUGUUUAAUAACUGCAUUGAAAAACAAAAGAACUCUGAGAUUCCUGUACUGAUGUGGACAGGGUGGGUCCAUUAAACUGUUAUAAAUGUAGUUGUACUCGGGGUAUGUCUGACUAGGACUGCUAGAUAUUGUAGUGCAAGCUGAUGGUCAGGUGAACAAUAAAAUCAUUUUAUCCAUCAUUGCACAACCUCUAGAACCUUCAAAAUGCAUACCUACAGUUUUUAAAGUAUCUGGUAGUUAAUCUCUUCUCCCACAAAUUGUCAAUGUAGGGAAAUCAAAUAUCUAGUACCAUAUUCAAUGGUACUCUGUAAAAGGUUAUGGCACGUGUACUUUGACCCCCACCCAUGCACAUAGGGCUAAAAACAAAAUAAUUCAGAAGUUCCAUCCGUUGAUGUGGCAGUGCCUUAUGAAUUGUUACAUUAAUCCCUUUCAUGGCAGGCUAUUUGUGGAAAUGAGCUAAAAAAAUGUUUUUUUGAUUUAAUUUUUUAAUCGUAUAUUUUUGUAUAUUAAAAAAAACAAGUU